CCGAAACUUUCAACCAUGGAGGUUGUCACUCUCUCUCUCUCUCGAGAUAAAUAGACACAUGCACAAACACAUGAAAACCCCCAUCCCUUGCAAAAGGUGAACAUAAGAUCUUGGUUCCACCUUUUCAACAGAUAUAUACUUUCUCUCUUCUCACAAUUUGUAGCUAAAUACUGAAAUUUCGGUUUCAUUCCGUAUUUGGAUCAAAUGGGUGAGGAAUCCAAGAAAUGGGUGUUGACGGUGACGGCUCAGACGCCGACCAACAUAGCCGUGAUCAAGUACUGGGGCAAGAGAGACGAAAAUUUGAUUCUACCCAUUAACGAUAGCAUCAGUGUGACUCUGGAUCCGGAGCAUCUCUGCACCACUACCUCCGUUGCUGUUAGCCCUAGCUUUGAUCAAGAUCGCAUGUGGCUCAAUGGCAAGGAGUUCUCUCUUGCCGGUGGGAGAUACCAGAGGUGUUUGAAGGAAAUCAGGUCCCGUGCUUGUGAUUACGUGGAUGAGAAAAAGGGCAUCAAAAUCACUAAAAAAGAGUGGGAGAAUCUGCAUGUGCAUAUCGCGUCUUAUAACAAUUUCCCAACUGCUGCUGGUUUGGCUUCCUCAGCUGCUGGUUUUGCCUGCCUUGUUUUUGCCCUUGCAAAGCUAAUGAACGUGAAAGAUGAUCUAGGAACACUUUCUUCCAUAGCAAGGCAAGGGUCAGGGAGUGCUUGUCGCAGUUUGUAUGGUGGGUUUGCCAAGUGGAUCAUGGGCAAAAAUGACAAUGGAAGCGACAGUAUUGCUGUUCAACUUGCAGACGAGAAGCACUGGGAUGAUCUUGUUAUUGUCAUUGCUGUGGUAAGUUCUCGGCAGAAGGAAACUAGUAGCACCACAGGAAUGCGUGAUAGUGUUGAAACCAGUAUGCUCAUUCAGCAUAGAGCAAAGGAAGUUGUACCUAAACGGAUUGUUGAAAUGGAAGAAGCCAUAAAAAAUCGUGAUUUUCCUUCUUUUUCACGUUUGGCUUGUGCCGACAGUAAUCAGUUUCAUGCAGUCUGCCUGGAUACAUUGCCCCCUAUAUUCUACAUGAAUGACACGUCUCACAGGAUUAUUAGCUGCGUUGAGAAAUGGAAUCGUUCAGAAGAAUCAACUCAGGUAGCUUAUACAUUUGAUGCGGGGCCUAAUGCAGUUCUAAUUGCACGUAACCGAAAGGCCGCUGCCCUUUUGCUUCAAAGGCUGCUUUUCUUCUUUCCUCCACAUUCAGAUGCUGAUUUGAGCAGUUAUGUUAUUGGUGAUAAGUCGAUACUACAAGAUGCUGGCAUUAAAGACAUGAAAGAUGUGGAAGCUUUGCCUCCACCUCCAGAAGUUAGUGAUAAAAUUCCAGCCCAGCAAUACAAAGGGGAUGUAAGUUACUUCAUCUGCACCAGACCCGGGAAAGGUCCUGUUGUAUUGUGCGAUGAAAGCAAAGCUCUCCUCAACCCUGAAACUGGGUAUCCCAAGUAAAUCAAGGAAGCUAAUUGCCAUGAUUGAUGCUUUUCGGCAGACUAGGUUUUUGGUUUCUGUGUUAGCAUUAUUGUUGUCUUUUGAGAGUGCAGUAAAUGACACUUUGAAGUGAGUUCAAUACUAUUCUGGCCAAAUUCCAGUUUAUGUUGUAGUUUUGUUUUCCAGUCAAGGUUUAUGUAUCAUCUCCUUUGGUGCAAUAAGGAAUAGAAGUGCAAUGUGUUCCAAGUCCA
Messenger RNA from Rhododendron vialii, 1700 nucleotides. RefSeq names its product diphosphomevalonate decarboxylase 2-like. NCBI's taxonomy places the organism in Eukaryota, Viridiplantae, Streptophyta, Magnoliopsida, Ericales, Ericaceae. Gene Ontology annotation, cellular component: cytosol. Gene Ontology annotation, molecular function: ATP binding; diphosphomevalonate decarboxylase activity. The transcript is spliced from 10 exons. Bases 205 to 1470 code for a protein of 421 amino acids. Gene Ontology annotation, biological process: isoprenoid biosynthetic process; isopentenyl diphosphate biosynthetic process, mevalonate pathway. The record is from RefSeq and is a predicted model, not a curated record.